CUAGCCUAUGUUGGAAAGGGGAUGAGAUGUGUAGGGAGCAUUGCAAACCACACCUCCCAGCUUGGAGCUGCUCUGAUACUCUAUUUACAGUGGUAGUGUUCGUUCUCUGCUAGCUUUUUGCUGUGGAAUAUACUGCCGGUUCCAGGGAAGGGGAGUGAUACUGUCCCGCCGCUCGAGCCUUUUCAGGCACCAUGGCAGAGCCUUUUAAAACAAUUUCCACCAAAUGGGUGCCCGGUUCCUUUGAGCAGCUUUUGGAAAUUCAGCCUGUGUGGAAGCCAGUUUGACAUGGAGCUCUUCUGUUUGCCCCUGCCCUGGGGGAAAAGACUUUGAGAAGAUGGAGAACCAGAGGGGAGCGCUCUUGGGGUACGUCCGCUGGGAAGGAGAAGCGGAAGGGGAUGAGGAGGAUGAGGUGGCUCCUGGUGCUUCUCCUUCCAACCAAAUGAGCAAACUGGAAGAUGUGCAGGUGGAGAUGCUCGAGAAGGCAAGGGAGCUCUUCCAGCUGUGUGACAAGGACGAGAAGGGUUUUAUCACCAAGGUGGACAUGCAGCGGCUCCAGAGCGAGCUCCCUCUAACCCUUGAGCAGCUGGAGACUGUUUUUGACAGCUUGGAACAGAACAAUAAUGGAUACCUGACACCUGUGGAGUUCAGCAUGGGACUAGGAAAGUUAAUAAGGAUUGAAUUGUGUCAAGGGGCUGGGAGAAUGGAUCACUCCAGACAUGAGGAGACCUUUGAGUCAGGCUGGUCAGAUGACUUGGACCCCACAGAUGAUGAUGAAGAGAAACGAUUCUGUUCCAUGAUGGAGCAGCUUGGAACAGCCCAAAUGUUUGAAGAUCCGCAUGAGAUUCGGGAGCUCUGGGUUCGGCUACGAAAGGAGCGUCCAGAGCUCUUAUCCAAUUUUGAAGAGUUUCUGUUGCGUGUUUCAUCGUACGUAAGGGAGGUGAAUCAUGAGAAGGAGUCUAUGGAACAGGCAUUGAAGCGGAAGGAGACAGACCAUGACCAAGCAGUGAGGUGUCUUUACGAAGAAAUGGAGCAACAGAUCAAAGCAGAAAGGGAGAGGCUGAUCUGCCAGGAAGCACUGAGACGUGACAGGAGUAACCUGCUCCAGAAGGAACUAAGCAGCAAAGAGCAGGAGCUGGAGAAAAUCCUCUACCGCCAGAAUAAGCUGGAACAUCAGCUACAGUCGCUGAACUCAGAGCAGCUGGAGACCCGCGUGCAGAAUGAAAGGCUCCGGCACCUGAAUGAAAACCUGCUGGAAGAGCUGGAGAAAAGCAAAUGGGAGCUGGAAGCAGUGAAGGGGCAAUUACAGAAGCUCCAGAAAGAGGCUCAGCUUGAGCAAGAGCAGAAGGACAGGGAUGUGUUUAGAGUCUCCAAGAACAUGCAGAAAGAGAAACAAAGUCUCCUUAGGCAGCUGGAGCUCCUCAGAGAGAUGAACAAGAAACUUCGAGAUGAGCGAGACGCUUUUGAAGCCAAGAAGCUGGCGCCUCAGAGCAAAAAGCCCUUGUUGAAGAAAGGGUCGGUGCUAGGCAGUUACCUGCUGGACGACAAGCCAGUCAAACGACAACUGGCCUCUGCGGACCUUCCCUUCGCCUUCCUGGUGGAUGUGGCAGUGGAAGAACCCAACAGAAAGAACUAUAAAUACUUCCCAGGCAACAGGACAUGGCUGAAGACAGGAGAAGGAGGUGGCACAAACUUCAGAGAGAAGAGCAGAGACAAGGAGAGAUGGUCAUUGGCAGCAGAUGCUGAGUGGUUGAAGAUGACUUUGAAGGGUGAUGCUGACUGUAGAAAAAAUGCAGAUGGAUUAGAUGAUGCUCCAUUGCCUCCUAGAGGACAGCCUGUUGGCACUGAAACCAGGCUCCAGGCAGUGGAACCAGCCAGCUGCUCCCCAGACCGCAUCUUUAAAGUGGUGUUUGUAGGGAACUCUGGCGUUGGGAAGAGUUCCUUCAUCCACCGCUUCUGCUACAACAGGUUCUUGGCUGAGCUCAAUGCAACUGUCGGUAUCGAUUACCAGGUGAAGAGUCUGAUGGUGGAUAACAUCCAGGUUGCCUUACAGCUGUGGGAUACAGCUGGACAAGAAAGGUUUCGGAGCAUUACCAAGCAGUAUUUCCGGAAGGCAGAUGGGAUUCUGGUGAUGUACGACAUUACGGAUGAGUGCUCCUUCACGGCAGUGCGGAACUGGAUGAGCAGCGUCCAGGAAGGUAUCAAGGAUGGAGCUGUGGUCUUUCUGCUUGGAAAUAAAAUGGAUGCUGUGCAGAGAGAGACCCGGAAUGUGCCCAAGGUGGAGGGGGAAAGGCUGGCGAAGGAAUACAAGGCUGUCUUCUAUGAGUGCAGCGCGAUGACUGGCUAUAACAUCAUGGAGCCCAUGCUGCACAUGGCCAGGUUGCUGACAGUGCAAGAAGACAGGCAGAGGGAGAAUGCUCUGCAGCUGGAAGAUGUCAGCAGGAGGAAAGGGUGCUGCACAUAAGGCACAUCAGUGUGUCAGCAAGAGACAUGUGCCAACACUGUUUCAUGAAGCUGGUGUUCCUUUUGAGCAAGCUGAAUCUGAUGGUAUAGGCUCUGCAGAGACUUGAGGAAGCUGCAGCUUUUCCCCAUAUGGGAAUUUCAAGGCACUAAAUCAGGCCAAAACGUGCAUAUGAUCUGCACUGUUCAAUUUCCCAACUCUGCAUGUAGCCCUGGUCUCUGGAGGCCUCUGCUUCUUUGGGGGAAUUUGGCUGGUCUUGGCUAAUAGCACAAACUGGGCCUUCUGUCUGGAAAGGUCGCUUCCCUGUAGAAGGAUGAAGUCUUGUUCCUUUUCUUUCCGGCAAAGAAGUGGCCUAGCAGCAGAGAGUGGAGGACACUGUAGGUGCUGUGUUAAAUAGAAUUUUAGUGUGAGAGAGAAAUAAAUUAUUUUAAAUUUGGGCUAGCUCUAGGUAGUGAUCCAUCCAUCUCAAAGAGCAGCAUCUCCUCUUGGUUCUGUAACAGCAGAGCCCAGCCCGCUCUGGUAAGCAGGAAAACCUCCAUUGGUUCCUGUAAGAUCUGGAUCAGGCCGUGCAUUUACUGUGAAACUUGGUUUAACUUGCUAAUAUUGUAGUUAACUGAUUCCAUAUGUGGAUAUAGUAUGAACUGAUAAAACGAGUCAUCCCGAUGGCUUUCUUCACUUUGUUACCCUAAUGGACCUUGUCACUGUCCCUCUCUUACUGUUUACAGAACACGGAGCAGUUGCCCUGGGACUCACAGGUGCUGGCACACGCUGCUGAUUCAUAACCCGUUGCAGGAGCUGUGCUGUACAUAGCAGGGGGGCCAUAUAUAGCCUGUUUUAAGGCUGGAUGCUGCCUGUUUCCUCCCAUUCUCUUAUCCUUUCCUGAAGAAUCUCCAGCAACUAGGAACUGACUUAUCUGCAGUACUGAAAGAUCCCACCCUGCUAGCUUGACCAUAGUGCUUUCAAACGUACCUGAGCUGGAAGCAUAAGGCAGCUGCCUGUGUGAAAUGUACCUAGUGAGGCUUUUUCUCUUUGGUGGCCUCGUGCAAUAACCUCACUUUCCUGGUGAAGGGCCUGAGAAAGAGCAGGACUGAAGUUGUUGCUGUUGCGCAGGGGCCUCCUUGUCACUAAGGAGUGGGGAAAGCAGGGUGAGGGGAGGCGCGGGCCGAGGUAGGAACUGGCCCCAAAAGUAUGCCUCUUGGCAUAGCUGUUGCCAUGCCUGGGCAUGAAGCCCUCGGUGUUCUAUGGGGUGUGAUGCUUUCUGUUGUGUAGCUCAGUUGCUCUUAAAGCCUUGUGGGAUUAAGUGAGCUUUUUCUGUAAUGCCCUGUUCCCAUUCUUCUUUGAGUCUGUUUCUGCAUGUGACUGACAUUCUAGGUGCAAGAUGUGACACUGCAGCUGUGAAGCAGUCCCCCCAGCCUUGCAGCAUAGGGAAGGCCUAUAUUUAUCCACUCUUUCCUCUCUUGGGAUAAGGCAAUUACUCUGAAUGUCUGUUUAUUGCACAAAUUUCUCGGGAAUCUCUCAUGCAGGAAAAGUGCUCUGAGUCACCUACAGCCCAUCAGUGUUACAAAGAAUUUCCGUGGUUCCUCCCGGUGCCUUUUACUCCUGAUAGGAAAGAGGAAGUUUUUCUCCAGAAGAACAGGAUUCCUGACUAAAAGGAAUAGCUAAAAGUAAUAAGCUCCUGCUCAGUCCUUACUGCUGGCUGGCUGUGGUUCACGCUGUGUUUAACCGCAGUAAUGCCUGCCAGAGACUGGGAAUCAGAAAGUUAGAAGGGAUCCAGAAGGAACCAGGGCAGCUGGUGUGGAGUCUAGAGUAACACCAGCAGUGCUGCCAGUGGAACUGCUUGUGUUUGCAAGAAACAAUGUUUGGGAAGGGAAAUCCUCUCUGUUUUCAGAAAGCACCUGUAAUCUGAACACAGACGUGGCUUUCUGGCUUUCUAGUCAAUGUGGCGUGAAGGAGCACAGACAUUAUCACCUGUUGAAUAGGUCAAACCCACUACCUGAGUUGGGGGAGCUGCUGUCAAUGAUUUCUCUGCAUCACCGUCCAGUUGCAGGUCAAUAAGGAGUGGUGCUGACUAAGAACUGGCAUCUUUGGUUGGGGCACAUCAGUAAUGUGAACAUUUACUUACCCGCAGCAGCAGGAUUUGGGAAGUUGCUGCAGAAGGAAGAGAGCAGUAGGGGGUCUGCUAAUGUGGUCUGAACGCGGACCUCCCACACUGUGUACAGAGCACAUGAAAGACAAAGGCGUGUGAGAUACAGCUGACGCACAAAUACAGGCCAGUCUGUGUAUUACCUUUAUCAGUGCUGUCAUGUUGCAGCGAACGGCAAGAACUACCACGUGGGUUUUUUAAAUGUACAACCUUAAGCAUGUUUUCUUAGUGUGCAAGCAGAGUACAGGCAAUAAAGGAAUGCUGUCUUACAAA
This is a messenger RNA of Harpia harpyja (harpy eagle), 4874 nucleotides long. RefSeq names its product calcium release activated channel regulator 2B (gene CRACR2B). Gene Ontology annotation, molecular function: GTPase activity; calcium ion binding; GTP binding. Bases 335 to 2461 code for a protein of 708 amino acids. The transcript has 19 exons. NCBI's taxonomy places the organism in Eukaryota, Metazoa, Chordata, Aves, Accipitriformes, Accipitridae. The record is from RefSeq and is a predicted model, not a curated record.